Cyprinus carpio (common carp) is the source of this 2662-nucleotide messenger RNA. Its product is annotated as interleukin-17 receptor B-like. NCBI's taxonomy places the organism in Eukaryota, Metazoa, Chordata, Actinopteri, Cypriniformes, Cyprinidae. Gene Ontology annotation, molecular function: interleukin-17 receptor activity. The transcript is spliced from 11 exons. The record is from RefSeq and is a predicted model, not a curated record. The coding region runs from base 932 to 2446 and encodes 504 amino acids.
UGGGCUCGCUGCCAGGAUUACUUUGUUCGGAGGACUUAGGACAGUUUUCUACUUCAUUGAUCACGCUCUCGGACCUGACAUUGCUACCGGUGAGGCUGAUCCUAACAUUGUAUAUACAUGCUGGAAUAUAAGACAGUUCGAGAACAAGCGCGCACGCACACACACACGUAAUCAAAGCUGUCAGUAUUAUCUCUGUGGUUUAUGGGUUUGUUAUUUAUGUUAUGUGAAAUUGUUAAUACAUGGAGGUUGUUUGCUAAACUAAUCUAAUGAUAUUUGUGAUCUCUUGCAAGUGGACUAGACAAUGGGAACAGGCGUUCCAAUAUAUAUUGGACACUCAGUUGUUUAAAUAGCAGCGGAGUGUUACACAUUAUCGCAUUUCUAUAUUUCAAAUCCAUUAAAGGAUUAUUAGGCAGCAUUAAUUAGGUCAACCAGAACCGGGGACACUUCCCAUAAUAUCCGAUGUACUUGCUACAUCAUAAAAAGAAUGUCAUCUACGCUAAUAUUACUCACAUUCAUUCUUAUUCUGAGGUAACCGUAGCCAUACAGAUCCAGUCCAUAUCCAGACCAGAUGGUGGAUCAGCACCUAGAGAUGACCUCUACAGCCCUGAUCGUCAGCGGAGACCAUGUCAACUAGAUGAACCCCAGAGACAGAUCCCUAGUGAAAACCUUGUCACCUCGAUGACAAACUAUUUUCCUGUAUGAUACUGUAAAACUGCUUUGACACAAUUAGUAUUGUAUAAAGCACUAUAUAAAUAAAGGUGACAAUGUUUUCUAUAAGCGAUUUUCUGAAAGACAGCAGUACAGUCAUGAACUGUUGUGUGAUUUGUGAGGUGCUGAUGACAAUAUGGUUUGUGGGCAUUUCCUGUUGGAGAAGAUAUAAAAGCAGAGCCACGGCUAAUUUCAACAGAGAUUUGUUUUCAGGUCUGUUCAAAUGGAACUUCUAGACGGCAUGAGGGAAAUUGUUGCUUUUUUCCUUUUAAUCCAGUGGUCAACUUCAGACAACAGUUCUCUCGGUAUAGUUGCCACAUGCAACAAUGUUGAGCAUACAGUACACAAAGAAUGGUUUGAAAACCACAAAUCUAACCCUUCACCUUUACAUGAGCUGUCUGCAGAGCUGAGUGAAUCUCAAACCUCUAUCAUUAUAAGAUGGUCCAUCAAUAUUGAUAGCAGCAUUCGCAGUCUCGUUGGCACAUGGAUAAUACUUUCUGAAGAGUCUGACUCACGUUACAGAUGUCAGUACCAGCCUCCAUUUACCUCCGAGCGAAUCAACCUCACUGGUCAAGAACAGUUAUGGUUCAGUUUCACUGUGCCAAAUGUAUCUGCUUGUCCAUCAACCAGUUAUUACAUAUUUGCCUAUAAUAUUCCAACACCGACUGAUGGAGCGAAUGAAGAAUAUGGAAAGAUGACCCAAAUAGAUGAAGUUCAGUGGAAUGCUGACAUUUAUUCAGUGCUUCAUGGAGAUAAAAUAGUGGUGACCUUCAAUACGAGCCUCAUGGCGGACAGACACACCAUCGUACUGACAAACAGCACAUAUCUACCGUUAAGAACUGUUGGAGGGAAAGGGGAAUGCAAAGUAGAAAAAUGUGAAGUGAAACUAGAUUACAUGGAAUACAUGGGUCCCUGUGAAGACCUUACGAUAUGGAUAAAGCCUCACUUUAAAGACUGUCAGGAUAAAAGUGAAUGGAAGGAUCAAAAAGUGAACUGUACUAACAGAUCUGCUUUGGACAUUGGUGUUGGAUGUAUGAUGGCGCUUCUCUUCGUGCUUCUCUGUUGCUGCAUCAUGUGUCAAACCUUCCGCUGGAUUCGUGGCAUGAGGCGCGCUGCGUCCGUGCGCGUGCUGCUCGUGUACCCUGCAGUAGACAGUGUGUUUCAGCGCUCUGUGAUGCUGUUGGCUGAAAGUCUGCAGAGUCGUGGUGGAAUACACGUCGUCAUCGACAUGUGGGAGAGAGGAAGUUUAGCAGAACAAGGGCCACUUCGCUGGCUCAACACACAGGCCGACCUCUCCGAGAGAGUCCUCCUCAUCUCACCACCUCAGUGCACACACACGGACAACCUUAAAUCCAAACUAGUUCCUGGCAUGCGAGAUGACACAGUUUCAGCUUCUGCCAGCAAUCUUUUUGCCCUGGCCCUCAACCUCGUUACCAGUGCUGCCCAUGACCCACACGGCCGGGACAAGUUCUGGGUCAUCAACCUGGGGCAUGAUGAGAAGAGUGUGCAGACUGAGCUCAGAGGCUGCAGGAUGUUCGUUCUGCCAAGAGACUUGAAGAAGCUCCAUCGGCAGCUGUUGAGUGGAGCGGUCCAGAGCCCAGCGCUGCCGAGGUGCUUCUACUGCAAAAACACCCUGGAGCAGCUAGAAGUAAAUACAGACCCCCCAUCUAAUGAAAAGUGUGUCAGCCUGGCUGAAUCCAACGAAGAGGCCAAAAAUCAUUAUCUCUUGUCUUUGUGACUUUGUGUUUAUUUUUCAUCACGUUUAUCCUAAAAGAAAUGUAGCCAGACCACUGAUCUAUAUAUGACUGGAUCGCUUAUCACGUUCUAAACUGCCAACAGGCAGUUAAGCCACCAGAAGUGUUCGAUCCGCCAUCUUACUAAUCCCUACAGACAGAGAGCACCAUUGAGUCACAUGCAAACCGAUUUGCAUGCAAACCGAUUUGAAGCAAAUCAG